UUUGUGCUCUGUGUCUGAGAGUGAAAGAAGAAAAGUGGGGGUUAGUGAAGUGCGGUUGUCCGUUUCCUGCUUUCGGUUGAUUUGUGUGCGCAGAACACAGAACAGAGAGACUUCCUUGACUGCAGGGAGCUCCGUUUUCUGACAGCGUAGCGAGGACUCCUUUUUCACAUGCUGUACAUAUGAAUUGAAAAUAAACUGGGAGAUUUAUCAGAGGACCAUGAGCCGUGGAUCUAAAGCUAGACCGCAGAGCAUCAGGAGCUCACUGCUGAACUCCCAGGAGAAUGAGCAGCUGGAGGAGCUGCUGGGCAGAAGAUGUGCUUCCAUGGCCACUGCAGUAGCCCAGCUGUUUAUGUCUCUGCCUCACAGCCCCUCCACGUGGCGCCUGCAGCACACCGGAGUGGUGUGCUUCAUCAAAGACAACCUCCAGCGCUCCUACUUCAUACGGAUGUUUGAUUUGAAGACAGGGAGGCAGGUUUGGGAGCAGGAGGUCUACAACCAGAUCGUUUACUCCUCGCCGCGGCUGUUCUUCCACACCUUCGCUGCGGAUGACUGUCAAGCCGGACUGAACUUUGCUCUGCAACAGGAAGCAGAAACCUUCCAAGAUGCUGUCGAGGAAAAAAUCAACCAGAGGCACAAUCGUCAAGGUCAACGAGAUAAGAAACAGCGCCCCCCGCCGCCGAGUGAUAGAGCUUCUCUGCCUCGACCCUCACCUGAAAGAGCAUCACCUGGCAGCCCUGGUUCUCUUCACAUGACCACAGUGGACAUCCAAAACCCAGAUAUCCAUUCUUCCCGCUACCGCUCCAUGCCUUCACCUGCUGCUUCCUUAGCUUUCACCAGCAUAGGGAAGAAGGAUAAGAAGAAAGGGAAAAAGGGGCCCAGAUUCUCCAAAGCAGACAUAGGGGCACCCAGUGGAUUUAAGCAUGUUAGUCAUGUCGGCUGGGAUCCCGACAACAUUGACCCUGAUCUGUGGAAGCUGCUCUCCAAAGCUGGGAUCAGUGAAGAUGAGAUGAACGAUGAAAAGACCUCCCAGUUCAUCUAUAAAGUCAUCGAGCAGUCUGGAGGCAUGGAGGCGGUCAAAAGGGAGAUGAACAGAGCUGGCGGGCCUCUGCCACCUCCAUCUGGCAGACAAGGGCCUCUGCCUCCUGUGCCGGGCUCCUCUGCUCCAACCCCUCCACCUCCGCGAGGACGCUCUGGCCCCCUGCCUCCCGUCCCAGGCCAGUCACCUCGAGGGCUCCCGUCCUCCAACCUGCCUCCUGCACGAGGAGCCGUGCCACCCCCACCUCCAGCAACAAGCAGAGGGGGUCCUCCGCCGCUGCCGCCGCCAGCACACUUUGCACCUUCUCACUUCCCCUCACCGCCACCCACAAAGUCCUCUCAUGUCCCGCCUUCGAUUUCCUCCCACAACCUGCCUCCUCCCCCUCCGCCGAGCCAGCAUCCCUCCAUGGGUCUCCCACCUCCUCUUGUUCCAUCUACACCCAGCAGAGGAGGUGGAGGGCCUCCUCUUCCCCCUCCACUCCUUCCGUCACAUUUCCCACCUCCUCCUCCUCCUCCUCUUUCCGGGGGCCCAACAGUACCGCCACCACAUGCACCGGCAUCCAAGGAAGAAGGGCCUGGCAGAGGAGCUCUGCUGAAAGAGAUCCAACUGGGGAAGAAGCUCAAAAAUGUGCCAGACAGUCCCGAUACACCGACAGCUGCAUCACCAGAGUCCAGUGAGGGCAUCGUCGGUGCUCUCAUGUUGGCCAUGCAGAAGAGGAGUAAAGCCAUCCAUUCCUCUGACGAAAGUGAAGAUGAAGGCGGAGAUGAGGACGAAGAUGACGAUGACUGGGAUGACUGAUGUUGAUGUUUGAACUCUUAAUUGCAAUACUGGUACAAGUUAAAUAAUUGAUAAUAAAAUCGUGAUGUGA
Molecule: messenger RNA, 1904 nt
Organism: Pseudoliparis swirei
Lineage: Eukaryota; Metazoa; Chordata; Actinopteri; Perciformes; Liparidae
Gene: wasb
Product: WASP actin nucleation promoting factor b
Exons: 11
Coding region: 218-1834 (538 amino acids)
Biological process (GO): actin filament organization
Molecular function (GO): actin binding
Source: RefSeq, a predicted model, not a curated record